Messenger RNA from Coffea eugenioides, 717 nucleotides. RefSeq names its product putative FBD-associated F-box protein At5g56410. NCBI's taxonomy places the organism in Eukaryota, Viridiplantae, Streptophyta, Magnoliopsida, Gentianales, Rubiaceae. The record is from RefSeq and is a predicted model, not a curated record. The coding region runs from base 1 to 717 and encodes 238 amino acids. The transcript has 3 exons. Gene Ontology annotation, molecular function: protein binding.
AUGGCUGGCCGUUACGAUUCCAAUCCGUUUGCUGAAGAAGAAGUGAACCCUUUUGCGGGAGCUGAUUGGACUCGUAGGCAAAGGUCACACAGACAUCCUGUUUUCCCAUUUCUUGCCCUUCUUGUUGAUCAGUGGAAACACCCUUUUUUUUUGGCUGGGAAGAUAUCAUUGGAUCAAGAUCCCACCGCCAAUUCUUCAAAUAGGAUUGAUAGAAUUAGUGCCCUUCUCCUUUGCCAAAUUUUGUCAUUUCUCCCCAUGAAAGAAGCCGCAGCCACCUCAAUUUUAUCUCCUCGAUGGCGAUACCUUCUCACUUCUAUUCCAGUUAUUAAUCUCGUAUUUAAUGACACUUCAGACGAAUUAGAUCCUAUUCAACGUGAAAAUUCUCAUCUGAAGUUCUCUAGAUUUAUUGAUUUUUGUAUUAACUUGAUACGGCAACGUAACACAGCUCCCAUAAGAAAAUUUGGGCUCACAAUCUUCCCACCGUGGCUAUGUGAACGGUUUCAGUUGCAAAUGGACUCCUUGAUAUCUGCUUUACCGUUGUGCAAUGUUCAAGAACUUGAGAUUUUUCUGUUUGAAAAUGAUGCUGAACGAUCAAAUCUAUUGGGAAUAUUUACAUGCAAAACACUAGUUGUUCUGAAAAUGGAUAGACAAGUUGAUUUGGAUAUACCCAAUUCGGUUGCUUUACCAGAUUUGAAGGUGCUGUGCCUGGAAUGUUAA